Messenger RNA from Euleptes europaea (tarantolino), 1839 nucleotides. RefSeq names its product guanylate-binding protein 1-like. Lineage: Eukaryota; Metazoa; Chordata; Lepidosauria; Squamata; Sphaerodactylidae. Gene Ontology annotation, molecular function: GTP binding; GTPase activity. The record is from RefSeq and is a predicted model, not a curated record.
AUGGCCUCCGCAGUCCGCAUGCCGGCCCCGGCGUGCCUGAUCGAGAACAGGGACAGGAAGCUGGUCGUCCACCAGGAGGCCCUUCGGCUGCUCUCCGGAGUCCAGCGGCCCGUGGUGGUGGUGGCCAUUGUGGGGCUGUACCGGACGGGCAAGUCCUACCUCAUGAACAAGCUGGCCGGCAAAAACUCAGGUUUCCCUCUGGGCUCCACGGUGCAAGCCAACACCAAGGGAAUCUGGAUGUGGUGUGUUCCCUAUCCUGGCAGACCAGACCAGACCCUUGUGCUUCUGGAUACAGAGGGCCUCGGUGACGUGGAAAAGGGUGAUGCCCAGAAUGACUCCUGGAUCUUUGCUCUGGCCGUCCUCCUCAGCAGUGCCCUGGUCUACAACAGCAUGGGCACCAUCGACCAGCGCGCUAUGGACCAGCUCCAUUACGUGACGGAACUGACCGAGCGCAUCAAAUCCAAGUCCUCGCCUGAGGCGAACUCAGAGGCCCUGGAAGAUUCUGCCGAGUACGUUCGCUUCUUCCCAACGUUCAUCUGGGCCUUGAGGGAUUUCACUUUGCAGCUGGAGCUGAACGGGCAGCCCUGCACUGAGGACCAGUAUCUGGAGAACGCCUUGAAGUUAAAGAAAGGCAAAUCCCGUGAGAUUCAGCUCUUCAACCUGCCCCGCGAAUGCAUCCGGCUGUUCUUCCCCACCCGAAAAUGCUUCAUCUUUGACCGCCCCACCAAUCGAAAGAACCUGCACCGGCUGGAGGACAUGGAGGAGAGGGAGCUGGACCCGUUUGUGCAGCAAGCUCUCCAGUUCUGCCGUCACGUUUAUGAGACAUCCAAGCCAAAGACCAUCCCAGGCGGGCAUGUUGUCACUGGGCGCUUGCUAGCAAACUUGGUGGAGACUUACGUGGACACGAUCCGCAGCGGGGGGGUGCCCUGCAUGGAGAACGCAGUGCUGGCCCUGGCUCAGAUUGAGAAUUCUGCUGCUGUGCUAGACGCCACCGCCUGCUACGUGAAGCUGAUGGAGCAGAAGCUGGAGCUGCCCACGGAGAGCCUCCAGGAGCUCUUGGGGAUCCAUGCCAAAUGCGAGGACGAGGCCCUCCAGGUCUUCAUGAGCCGGGCCUUCAAGGAUGACAAGCAGCAGUUCCAGGCUGAGCUGAUGCGAGGUCUGAAUCAGAAGAAGGAGGCGUACUGCCGUAAGAAUGAACUGGAAUCCUCCAAAUGCUGCAAGGCUCUGUUGACGCGGCUCUCUAAGGAACUGGAGGACAGGAUCAACACGGCCUUCUACUCCCGACCUGGUGGCUAUCAUGAUUAUUUCAAUGACCUGAAGACCAUCGCAGUGAGAUACCACCAGGAAUCAGAAAAAGGAGUCAUGGCCGACGCCGAACUGCAGCAGUUCUUCAAGGACAAGGAGGACGUGGGUAGAGCCAUCCUUCAAAGCGAUGAAGCCCUCACAGAGAAAGAGAAGGAAGCCGAAGCUGAGCGUGCUCGGGCCCAAGAGGCCAAGCUCCAGCAGCAGAAUCUGGAGCAAGAGCAGGCCAGGCUGAAAAAAAUAGUUGAAGAUCAGAAGCGGAGCCAAGAGGAACAGCUUCGGCUGCUGCAGGAGAAGAUGGAGGAGGAGAAGGUGGCGUUGCAAGAAGAGACAGAAAGGAUGGUGCAGCAUAAGCUCAAGGAACAAGAACAGCUGCUGAAAGAGGGAUUUGAACAGAAGGCCAGCGAAAUGCAGAGCGAAAUCCAGCGUCUCAAAGCAAAAAAUGACACUUCUAAUUUAUCUGUUGUGAUGUCUGCCCUGGGGAAGAUGCUUGAGCAUGCGUUACCCCUGGCAGUGGAGGGUCUUAGGUGCCUCUGA